CAAGAAGUCGUCUGCGAUUGACAUUUCAUGCUGUCCUUCCUUGUUUUAAAAUAGGGCGAAUUAUAGUACGCGAUUUAUGACAGAAAUUCCGCGACUGAGACUGAACUUCUAGCAUUAGAAGAAAGAUCUUUAAAAGGGAGGACUUUAGUCUCUAAAUAGGCCUACAAGGUGUUGGUAAUUCUGGAAAUUGUUGAAGAUGGCGUCGCGUGGGCGGUCAGAGACGACCAAGCUGAAGCAGAACAUGGAAGAGCAACUAGAUCGCUUGGUAGCUCAGCUGGCUGAUCUUGAAGAAGCGAGGGAAGACAUGGAUGACGACGAGUACGAAGAAACAAAGCAAGACACGUUAGAACAGCUACAAGACUUCAAGGAGUCCCUCACUAAAAUGAUGGCCGGAAACAUGACGCUGGUCGAUGAGCUCAAUGGAAUGCAGAUUGCAAUUCAAGCAGCAAUCAGUCAGGCCUUCAAGACCCCUGAGGUGAUCCGAAUGUUUGCCAAGAAGCAACCAGGACAGCUGAGACAGAGAUUAGCUGAGGUGGAGAGGGAUGGUAAAGUACAGAAGCUAUCGCAAGACAGCUACACACAACAGAAAGUAGAGAUUCUAUCAGCACUAAGGAAGCUAGGCGAGAAGUUGACACCACAAGAAGUUGAGUUUCUUGCCACCAACUCCAGUCAAGCCCUCAAUGAAUUUGAAAAAGUCACGGGGAGUAUUGGUUCAGGGGAUAAGCUUUUAGAAGUUGCUGGUUCUCAAGUUCAACAAGCAAGCAAGUGAUUAACUGGUCCUCUAGCUUUAACCACCACCAUCGUCUGGCACCAAGGAGAAUACGGCCAACAUCCUGCCUGGACUAUUGCUAACUUAUUAUGGCAACCUGACUGUUUUGGACCUGAGCCUCGAUAUGAAGUCAGUUUAGAAAGUCCAAAAUGGCCGCUGUAUUAUGGCCGCGAUGUUUGCCUUGCCCUUUUAACUCGCCACCUUCAGUGGCUAUCUUCCUCUUUAUUUAUCACUGCCUUUACUGAAAAGUUUUGAAAACUCUGAAACAAAAAAUAGCACAAAUGAAACAUCAGGGCUAGGAAGCUCAGUUGGUAGAGCACUGGCACACUGAUAUGGAGAUUGCGGGUUAAAGUCCCACUCUAGUUAAAAAACUUUUUGUUCAACCCAAAAUGAAUUUUGAAUGAUAUGUGUGAUAAUUGGGUCUCAAAAUUCAU
Molecule: messenger RNA, 1203 nt
Organism: Asterias rubens (European starfish)
Lineage: Eukaryota; Metazoa; Echinodermata; Asteroidea; Forcipulatida; Asteriidae
Product: protein LZIC-like
Exons: 7
Coding region: 197-769 (190 amino acids)
Molecular function (GO): beta-catenin binding
Source: RefSeq, a predicted model, not a curated record